Messenger RNA from Penicillium soppii, 609 nucleotides. RefSeq lists its product as uncharacterized. The record is from RefSeq and is a predicted model, not a curated record. Lineage: Eukaryota; Fungi; Ascomycota; Eurotiomycetes; Eurotiales; Aspergillaceae. The transcript has 2 exons. The coding region runs from base 1 to 609 and encodes 202 amino acids.
AUGGCACCGAAACGAACACACGAUGGCGAUGCUGCCCCCAAAAGCGAGCCAGCCAAGAAGCGCAAGGGUUUCAGCGUCGGACCUGCAAACCUUCCAGAUGGCACAUAUCGCCGCAAGACCCAGAAGCUCAAAGAGGAUCUGAUCCACAAGGCCAAAGUAAAGAAGGCCUACGCCAAGGUUAAAGCCCAAGAAGAAGCAAAUGCGCCUAAGAAAUCCGUGUACGACACCCCGGAAGAAGAAAUUGGAACUGCCAAGGAUGAAGACAAGACCGAAGACGCAACAACGUUGGAGCUCCACCCAGAUCGCAUAGCCAUGUUGAACGAGCCCGAGCCUACACCGGCACCUGCUUCAAGGCCCGAUCGGCGCCCACGAGGCGACGGCAAACAGAGAGAGCGCCGACAAAGGCCUUCCGCAUUCUCAAAGGAGAUGGAGUAUGCUGAGAAGCAACGGAAAUUUGAAGAGGCACGGAGGAAGGAAGUCGAAGCCAAGAAAAAUGAACGCGAGGCUUUGAUCCGCGCAAAGCGGCCGGAUCAGUUUGGCAAGAGAAGAUUGGGCAGAGAGAGCAACGCAUUGCUGAGCCGGGUGCAACGAAUGGUUGGCCAAAAAUAA